Eruca vesicaria subsp. sativa (arugula) is the source of this 663-nucleotide messenger RNA. Lineage: Eukaryota; Viridiplantae; Streptophyta; Magnoliopsida; Brassicales; Brassicaceae. The record is from the annotation of a GenBank genome assembly.
AUGGUGAGAGGAAAGAUCGAGAUCAAGAAAAUCGAGAAUGUGACAAGCAGACAAGUCACGUUCUCAAAGCGAAGAAGUGGUCUAUUUAAGAAGGCUCACGAGCUUUCAGUUCUAUGCGAUGCUCAAGUCGCCGCCAUUGUCUUCUCUCAGAACGGAAGAUUAUAUGAAUUCUCUAGCUCCGAGAUGGAGAAGACGAUUGAAAGAUAUGGCAAGUUUAGCAAUGAGUAUAUUAUGCCAGGGAGGCUCCAAGUAGAACUAUACUUGCAGGAGCUGAAGAAGGAAAUGGAUAUAAUGGUGAAAAAGAUUGAUCUCCUUGAAGUUCAACAACGGAAGCUAUUGGGGCAAGGCUUGGGUUCGUGUUCAGUGGCAGAACUUCAAGAGAUAGAUACUCAGAUUGAGAAAAGCCUUCGUAUUGUCAGAUCAAGAAAGGCUGAGUUAUAUGCAAAUCAAUUAGGAAAGCUAAAAGAAAAGGAGAGAGAACUCUUGGACGAGGGAAGAAGGCUCCGUGAAAAGGAAAUCAGAGAAAGGUUGCUACGACCAGAGCUGCCAGUAGUAACCUUACCAACCGAGAAUGGUGAACCCGAAGGUGGUUACUGCAGGACCAAACAUUCAUCAGAGGUCGAAACCGAUCUAUUCAUUGGAUUACCAGUGGCUCGACUAUAA